AUGCCUGAGUUCAAGAUCUCCGCUGCUCUGGAAGGUCACGGCGAUGAUGUCCGUGCCGUGGCCUUUCCUACCUCUAAAGCUGUCUUCUCUGCUUCUCGAGAUGCGACCGUUCGGCUUUGGAAGCUUGUCUCGAGCCCGCCUCCGACAUACGACUAUACUAUCGUCUCCCACGGUUCCGCAUUCAUCAACGCCCUAGCAUACUACCCCCCGACCCCAGACUUUCCUGAAGGAUUGGUAUUUUCUGGAGGCCAAGACACGAUCAUAGAAGCAAGACAACCCGGCAAGACGUCGAAUGACAAUGCGGAUGCUAUGCUGCUGGGCCAUGCUCAUACGGUCUGUGCACUCGAUGUGUGCCCAGAAGGUGGUUGGGUCGUCAGUGGAAGCUGGGAUUCUACGGCUCGUGUUUGGGGAGUUGGGAAAUGGGAAUCGGAAGUUGUGCUAGAGGAUCAUCAGGGCAGCGUUUGGGCAGUGCUGGCCUAUGAUAAGAACACAAUAAUCACAGGUUGCGCGGACAAUAUCAUUAGAGUAUUCAGCUCAUCCGGAAAGCUGUUGAAGAGCAUCAAGGAUUCUCGGGACGUCGUUCGGGCUCUCUGCAAACUGCCACCCUCGCACCCCACAGGUGCCCAAUUUGCCUCUGCAAGCAAUGACGGGGUAAUUAGGCUGUUCACACUGCAAGGAGAUCUUGUUGCAGAGCUUCAUGGUCAUGAGAGUUUUAUCUAUUCGCUGGCGGUUCUACCAUCCGGUGAGCUUGUCAGCUCUGGUGAGGAUCGGACAGUCCGGGUAUGGAAUGGCACGCAGUGUGUACAGACCAUCACCCACCCUGCAAUUUCAGUUUGGGGUGUCGCGGUUUGUGCCGAAAAUGGCGAUAUCGUGACCGGAGCAAGUGAUCGAGUAACACGGGUUUUCACCAGGUCUCCAGAGAGACAUGCGAGCGCGGAGGUAGUGCAACAAUUCGAGACGGCCGUCAAAGAGUCAGCAAUACCGGAGCAACAAGUCGGAAAGAUAAACAAGGAGAAGCUCCCUGGUCCAGAAUUCUUGCAACAAAAGUCUGGCACCAAGGACGGUCAAGUGCAGAUGAUCUGUGAAGCCAACGGCAGCGUUACCGCUCAUACAUGGUCUGCUGCUCUUGGAAGAUGGGAAUCGGUAGGGACUGUGGUGGACUCGGCCGGUAGCAGCGGGAGGAAGACCGAGUACUUGGGCCAGGAUUACGAUUUCGUUUUCGACGUUGACGUCGAGGAUGGCAAACCUCCUCUCAAACUACCCUAUAAUCUGUCGCAGAAUCCAUACGAAGCUGCGACCAAAUUUAUCGGUGACAACGAACUGCCGAUGAGUUAUCUUGACCAAGUCGCUCAGUUCAUCGUCCAAAAUACCCAAGGCGCAACCAUUGGUCAGACCAGCCAGGAACCUGCAGCAGGCGGCUCUGAUCCAUGGGGGCAAGAUAAACGCUAUCGACCUGGAGAUGCUUCUGCCCAGUCAGCAACCAUUCCAGAAUCACGGCCUAAAGUACUUCCGCAAAAGACAUAUCUAUCCAUCAAGACUGCGAACCUCAAAGUGAUUUCGAAGAAGCUAGGCGAACUCAAUGAUAAGCUUAUUUCAGAUGGCUCAAAGGAAUUGUCGCUCAGUCCUUCUGAGUUGGAAAUGGUGGUCUCUCUGUGCAAUGAGCUGGAAGCUUCUAACAGUCUGAAAGACUCGUCCGCCGUGGAGGCAGGCGUGAAUCUACUCUUCAAGGUUGCGACCGCUUGGCCAGCAGCGAAUAGGCUGCCCGGGCUUGACCUUCUCCGGUUAUUUGCUGCCGCCACCCCUGUGACGGCCACGGCAGAUUACAAUGGUAAAGACUUGGUCACUGCGAUUAUCGAGAGUGGGAUAUUCGACGCCCCGGUAAAUGUCAACAAUGCGAUGCUUUCCGUCCGAAUGCUCGCCAAUUUAUUCGAAACCGAUGCUGGCCGUGGCCUCGUUAUCGACCGCUUCGAUCAGGUUGUCGCUGCUGUCAAGACAUGUCUAGCAAACAGCGGAUCAUCCCCCAACCGCAAUCUUACUAUUGCAGUUGCGACUUUAUACAUCAAUAUUGCGGUAUAUUCGACGUCCGAAGCGAUGAACACAAGCGUCGAGUCUAGCCAACGGGGCCUGGUACUGCUGGAGGAGCUUACGCGAAUGCUUUCCAGUGAAAAGGACUCUGAAGCCGUCUAUCGCAGCCUUGUCGCCCUGGGUACUUUAGUCAAGGAGCUGGCGACUGAAGUGAAAGAGGCUGCGAAGGAGGUAUACGAUCUUGGAGCAAUUCUGCAGACCAUUUCAAGCUCGAACGUCGGAAAGGAGCCAAGAAUCAAGGGCAUAGUCGCGGAGAUCAAAGAAUCUCUGCUGUAG
This is a messenger RNA of Aspergillus mulundensis, 2361 nucleotides long. RefSeq names its product WD repeat PLAP family protein. Lineage: Eukaryota; Fungi; Ascomycota; Eurotiomycetes; Eurotiales; Aspergillaceae. Bases 1 to 2361 code for a protein of 786 amino acids. Gene Ontology annotation, molecular function: ubiquitin binding. The record is from RefSeq and is a predicted model, not a curated record. The transcript has 3 exons. Gene Ontology annotation, cellular component: cytoplasm; nucleus. Gene Ontology annotation, biological process: ubiquitin recycling; proteasome-mediated ubiquitin-dependent protein catabolic process.